Messenger RNA from Parasteatoda tepidariorum (common house spider), 1773 nucleotides. Its product is annotated as heparan-sulfate 6-O-sulfotransferase 2. NCBI's taxonomy places the organism in Eukaryota, Metazoa, Arthropoda, Arachnida, Araneae, Theridiidae. Gene Ontology annotation, cellular component: membrane. Gene Ontology annotation, molecular function: heparan sulfate 6-sulfotransferase activity. The record is from RefSeq and is a predicted model, not a curated record.
ACUGUAGCUUCACCUGUAAAAAUUCAUUAACAAAAUCAAAACAAAUACAAAAUGAAAGACUGACAUCUGUGUUUGUAAAUCACAUAUUUAUAUACAAUUACUUUAUUUUUAUUUCAUGCAUCAAUACAAAUGUUUGAUGUUAGACAAAAAAUGAUCUCUUAUGUUAGUCAAAGCGAGUUGUAACUAUGCACAUAUUUUCUUGGCGAUUCUUUCGAUAUUUCACCUUUAGCAUUCUUGUAGCUUGUUUUUUUAUUAUUUCUUUCUUAUGGUACUUUUGUUCCAAUCAAUCAUGUUCACUAAACAGCUAUUUACUAUCGAACAAUAACAACCCUCAUUGGCGAAAAUUAAAAGCAAAUCGUGAAAUUUUAUCGAACUGGUCUAUAGCUAAUAAACCUAAACCAGUUAAAUAUGAUAAUCAGGGUGGUAAAAUAACCACCUCUAAAAUAACUGUUGCUAAAUCGGACUUUAAUAUAAAAGGAUCUGAUGUCAUUGUGUUUCUGCAUAUUCAAAACACUGGAGGUAGUGUUUUCGCUCGACACAUGGUAGAGGAUUUGCAACUAGAGAGACCUUGCCAAUGUAGAAGAAAUCGUCGAAUCUGCCGUUGCUAUAGGCCUGAUAAAUAUGGCAGUACAUGGUUUUUUAGUCGGUACACUACAGGAUGGAAGUGUGGAGUUCAUCCAGAUUGGUCUGAACUAUCGAACUGUGUUGAUCAUAUUAUGGAUGAAGAUGAAGGAAAGCCUGUAAAGCGUCGGUAUUUCUUUAUAACUGUUUUGCGAGACCCAGUGAAACGCUUUUUAAGCGAGUUUUGGCAUGCCAGGCAAGGACAAAGCUGGUCUUCGUCAAGGCAUUGGUGCAGUGGGGUAGAAGCUACUGAAAAUGAAUUGCCAGUUUGCUUUGAUGAUAAAGAUCUUAGCCAGCUUACACUUGAAGAAUUCAUGAAUUGCAGUUAUAAUCUGGCCAUAAAUAGACAGGCUCGAAUGCUCUCUGACCUUGCGUUGGUUGGCUGUUACAAUUCAUCAUCUUUAUCUAAAGAAGAUAAGGAUCUCAUUAUUUUGACUAGUGCCAAAAACAAUUUGCAUAAAAUGUCGUUUUUUGGCCUAUCAGAAUUUCCUAAAGUUUCACAGUACAUGUUUGAAACAACAUUUGGAUUGAAUUUUAGAGGCAAGAAAUCUUCAGCUCGCGAUGGUUCCAGCAAAUCAGCUAGGAAAGAAUUAUUCAAAGAGAUCAGUGCCAAAGAUAUUGAAACUAUAAAACGUCUCAACUACCUCGACAUUGAAAUAUAUCACUAUGCUAAGGAUCUCCUAUUUUUCAGAUUUGAAAAACUUAAAGAAAUUGAUCCAUCCUUUGAAAACAAUUUUGAAAUUUUAGAUGAAGAUAAUCUUUCUUCUGAAAACUGGGCUGAUAAGGAAGAUUUUAUCGACAAUUUGUUGGAUUAAAGCAUUAGCAUAUCAGUAACAUUUAGUGCCAAUAAUCAUAUCAUAUGUUUGCAUGUUAUAUGUGUUUAGUUUUGUUUAUUUUUCCAAAAAUGGAAAGCUAUGUUAUUGUGUGUUGUUUUUAAGCUAUUAUUGAUAUACUUCAUAUGGCAUACUACUUUAUUCUUUAAAUAGUAUUUUUGCUUUCUUUUUACUCUUGCUUUUUUGGCAGCUAUUCUAUAUCUACGCAGACUGUUUAAAGUCAAAUAAAUUAAAAUAUUUACUGCAGGUUAGUUAAUAAAAUCUAAAAACAACAUUAAAUAUAUUUGGUUCUUUCAAUAAUUCUUUAAUUAAUCAAAAA